CUUCUUUGUCUCCAGGGGUUGCUUUGAAUUGAAACUUAUUAUCAGUUUGGGCAACGAUUAAGUAUUUUUAGCCUCGUACUAAAAAUUUGCCCGUUGACUAUAUAUCUAUCAUUAUCCUGGGUCCGCUGCGUAAUUAUGGAAGAAUCAUGGCCGUUGAAUUUGUCGACGUGUCUUCAUGUGGGACCCGUACUCUUCAACUAGUUGCCACGUGUACAACCCAACAGCCUAGAGACCGUUUCCCCGUCACUUUCCAAACACAGAGAGGAGAGGCCUGCGAUAAUGAUUCCUUCUUCUAUCUGGGUCUGGCUGACAAAAUUAACUUCCAGCUUCCCUACGGACAACUAGGGUUUCUUCUUAAUUGAGUUUCGCGGUGAUGGCGACGACGGAGAACGGUGGCGGUGACCACGUGGUAGAGCUGAGCGUGCGCGAGAGGUCGGCAUCGGAAACUGAUGCGGGUGUGGCUUCGGAAUUGGAGGAGAUAAGCCCUCUGCUAAUUCAGACGGAGAGGCCCAAAAUCAACAUUUUCACAAUCUCUUAUCCCCGGAAAAAACCUAGGGAACCAGUAACAAGAUUAGUCGAAUUGGAGACGUCUCCGGUUUCACAAUUUGUUUUUUGGGUGUGGGGAGGAUCUAGACACUCUGGUAUACUGUGUAUGGCUGUGUCGUCUACCAUCUACUUUCUCAUGGGAACCGUUUCUAAUGUUUUCUCUGUUCAGUCAAUUCCGUUGUUUGAGACUGCAUUCACCAGAUGUACAAUAAUCUUGAUUUGUUCAUAUAUUUGGUUGAAUAAAACUGGACAAUCAAUACGGGGUCUAGCAAAUUUUAGGUGUCUUUUGAUUUCAAGAGCCUUUGUGGGAUAUUUGUCAUUGAUGAGUUUUAUUUACUGCAUUCAGAGAUUACCUUUUUCCCAGGCUACACUUUUGAGCUUUACAACUCCGAUUUUGGCUUCAGUUAUGGCAAGGAUAUUUUUUCAUGAAAAGUUGAAAGUUGCUGAUAUUGGAGGUCUAGCUUGCAGUUUCUUUGGGGUGCUCUUCAUUUGCCGUGGAGUGCUUACGACACAAGGAGAUCUAGUUAAUAAUGGGGAAGGCGGCAAUGCAUCAUAUAUCUGGGGAAGUAAUCAUAUAUAUGCCAUAUUAGUUGGUUUAUUCUCAGCUUUAACAGGUGGAAUCAGCUAUUGCCUUAUAAGGGCUGGUGCAAAGGCAUCUGAUCAGCCAAUGGCAACGGUUUUUUCAUUUGGUGUACUGUCUAGUCCUGCUGCAGGAAUUUGCUCUUUUGUUCUUGAGGAUUUUGUUUUACCAAGUUUAUAUUCGUUUACACUUAUGGUUGUACUUGGCAUUUUAGCCUUUUUUGCAGAGGUAUUUUUAGCACGUGCACUUCAGCUCGAGAAAACUAGCAAAGUUGCAAAUGUUCAAUUCUUUGAGGCAGCCCUAUCACAAUUGUGGGGCAUUGGUUCGUUAAGCAUAGCUCCAUCUUUCGGUCGACUUGUUGGAUGUCUGCUUAUUGUAAUAUCAGUGUGUUGCACCAUGUAUUUUGGACCCGAUAAAGAAGUAAACUGAAAAGAUACGUUUUCUUUUCUUUUUGGUUGCUUAGAGAGCACUCGUUAAACUAGCUCAUUUUCUAAAAUACUGACAAGAAUGGUAAAAAUGAGCUUUCACUGAGCUAAAUUUGCGUUAUUUUACACAUUUUUUAUCUUAACAAACAGUAUUACUCUACAUUUUAGAGAUAACUAUUCAUUAAGAUAAAAAAAAAAAAAUUCUCUUUCCA
Molecule: messenger RNA, 1763 nt
Organism: Humulus lupulus (European hop)
Lineage: Eukaryota; Viridiplantae; Streptophyta; Magnoliopsida; Rosales; Cannabaceae
Exons: 10
Coding region: 374-1555 (393 amino acids)
Cellular component (GO): membrane
Source: RefSeq, a predicted model, not a curated record